CCGUCAAUAUUUCUUAUCAGAUAUUAAUUUUAAAGGCAGUGUCGUAGCCGUGGGGUUAUCGCUCUCGGGUGCGGUGGACAGUUUGGUCCGUGGAGACGCGUGGGCUUAAAGCUUCUGCAUCAAACUGCAACGGAGCCCCUUUAUUUAAUUUGUGCAUCUCUACAGACAGCAGGCGCAUCUCUACCGGCCUCGCACAGACAGCUGUCAUUUCUGUAAAAUGUUGCAUUUGUGCGUGUGAGAGGUUUGAUGUAAAGCGGGUUUAUUGUGCAGGAUGACUUAUUUUCCCACGCACAGGGUGUUGCGCUUCAUGUUAGUCGUCUGAGAUCGAUCCUGCUAAGGGGACUGCGUAAAAUCAAAGCUAAACAGUGCAAGCGACAAAAAGAGCCGACCCCCAUGACUUGAAGACUAUUUUUCUGAAGAGGAUCACUGCUCACCUCGACCUCACUAUGCCAGUGUGGUGGAGGAUGGAGAACAUUACAUGACCCCAAGGGAUUUUGUACAGAGUUACCUGGGACUGCACAAUCAGCCUCAACACAAUCCCAAAACUGUGGAGCUCAUAGCUGGAGUGGCUGACACCACCAAAGAUGGACUGAUUUCUUUCCAGGAGUUUCUGGCCUUUGAAUCCGUUCUGUGCGCCCCAGAUGCCCUGUUCAUUGUUGCCUUUCAGUUGUUUGACAAGACUGGCACAGGGAACAUCUCAUUUGAAAAUGUACGGGACAUCUUCAGCCAGACCACAGUUCAUCACCACAUUCCCUUCAACUGGGACUGUGAGUUCAUCAGGCUACACUUUGGCCAUGAACGAAACAAGCACCUCAACUACACGGAGUUCACUCAGUUUCUGCAGGAGUUGCAGUUGGAGCAUGCCCGCCAGGCGUUCGCACAAAAAGACAAGAACAAAAGUGGCACCAUUACUGCCUUAGACUUCAGUGACAUCAUGGCCACCAUCAGGCACCACAUGCUGACUCCAUUUGUAGAGGAGAAUUUGGUUUCAGCUGCAGGAGGCAGCACCUCCCACAUGGUGAGCUUCUCCUACUUCAAUGCCUUCAACUCCCUCCUCAACAAUAUGGAACUUAUACGCAAGAUUUACAGCACCCUCGCUGGCACCUACAGAGACACUCUUGUUACCAAAGAGGAAUUCGUUCAUGCUGCCAAUAAGUUUGGUCAAAUCACUCCAAUGGAGAUUGACAUCCUGUACCAACUCGUUGGUCUGCACUCUCACUCUGGGCGGCUGAACCAUGCCGACAUAGAGAGGAUAGCCCCGCUGGAGGAAGGAGCCAUGCCAUACCACCUAGCAGAGGCCCAGAGACAGCACGGUCACGAAACGUCUCGGCCCGUCUGGCUCCAGGCUGCAGAGUCUGCCUACAGGUUUAUGCUGGGCUCAAUCGCUGGAGCAACCGGUGCUACGGCCGUGUACCCCAUUGACCUGGUGAAGACCCGCAUGCAGAACCAACGCUCUACCGGCUCCUUUGUAGGUGAACUGAUGUACAAGAACAGCUUUGACUGUGCGAAAAAAGUGCUGCGUUACGAGGGCUUCUUCGGAUUCUACAGAGGUCUCCUCCCGCAGCUCAUUGGUGUUGCCCCGGAGAAAGCUAUCAAACUCACGGUGAAUGAUUUUGUCAGAGACAAGUUCACCACACAAGAUGAUACCAUCCCUUUGGCAGCAGAGAUUCUUGCUGGUGGAUGUGCUGGUGCUUCCCAGGUGAUUUUCACCAAUCCUCUGGAGAUCGUUAAGAUCCGUCUGCAGGUGGCCGGAGAAAUCACUACGGGCCCCAGGGUCAGUGCCCUGAAUGUUGUGAGAGACCUGGGCUUCUUUGGCCUCUACAAGGGAGCAAAAGCUUGCUUUCUGCGAGACAUUCCCUUCUCUGCCAUCUACUUCCCUGUUUAUGCCCACACCAAAGAGAGGCUGGCAGAUGAGGACGGAAGGCUGGGGGCACUGCAGCUGCUCACAGCUGGAGCCAUCGCAGGUAUACCGGCGGCUUCACUUGUGACCCCUGCUGAUGUCAUCAAGACCAGGCUCCAGGUGGCGGCCCGAGCCGGUCAGACAACAUACAAUGGAGUCAUCGAUUGCUUCAGGAAGAUCCUUAAGGAGGAAGGUUUCAGAGCGUUUUGGAAGGGCGCAGGAGCUCGCGUCUUUAGAUCUUCACCACAGUUUGGUGUAACCCUGGUGACCUACGAACUGCUACAGAGAUGGUUCUACGUGGACUUUGGAGGACAUCGUCCUGCUGGGUCAGAUCCCAUUACCAAACCCGCCAUCCAGGACCUUCCCUCUGUGACUCCAGACCACGUGGGAGGCUACCAUUUAGCUGCUGCAACGUUCGCUGGAGUGGAGAGAAAGUUUGGUCUGCACCUGCCUAAGUUCAAGCCCUCUGGAGAGGUGACAAUCAAACCAGCAGAGUCCAAAACAGAGCCACAGCCCUCAUAAACCGUUACUGUUUGUGGGCUGCAUGCUCCCUGAUUCUUAAUUUUCCCUCUUUUCAUUGCUCCAUAAUGGUUUUAUUGAACCAUGCUGAAAUGCUUUUGAGCAUUGUCUUACUUUAAAUGCUGCAUGAGUAUGGCUUUUUGGUGUUUGCAUAGCUUGCACAAUUUAUUGUACAUAUUGUACUUCUCUACAGAGGGACAUUAUGGCAUUAUGAAAGAUUGUUACUGCAUUUUUCUGGCGUGCAGAAGCUUUGGUGUGCAUGUGUUACAUUUCAGAGGAUGUACAGAUGUUUUCAAAGUGUUUAUUUUGAAAUCACGACCAGAGUCUUGGGAAAUAAUUUAAAUGUAUUUAUUGUAUUUUAUUGAAAUAAAUCUUUUAAACUGUU
This is a messenger RNA of Sphaeramia orbicularis (orbiculate cardinalfish), 2804 nucleotides long. Its product is annotated as calcium-binding mitochondrial carrier protein Aralar1. Gene Ontology annotation, biological process: malate-aspartate shuttle; aspartate transmembrane transport; L-glutamate transmembrane transport. The record is from RefSeq and is a predicted model, not a curated record. The transcript is spliced from 19 exons. NCBI's taxonomy places the organism in Eukaryota, Metazoa, Chordata, Actinopteri, Kurtiformes, Apogonidae. Gene Ontology annotation, molecular function: L-glutamate transmembrane transporter activity; L-aspartate transmembrane transporter activity; calcium ion binding. The coding region runs from base 479 to 2422 and encodes 647 amino acids.